Messenger RNA from Toxotes jaculatrix (banded archerfish), 5403 nucleotides. RefSeq names its product mucolipin TRP cation channel 3b (gene mcoln3b). The coding region runs from base 218 to 1891 and encodes 557 amino acids. The transcript has 14 exons. Gene Ontology annotation, cellular component: plasma membrane; lysosomal membrane. Gene Ontology annotation, molecular function: NAADP-sensitive calcium-release channel activity. NCBI's taxonomy places the organism in Eukaryota, Metazoa, Chordata, Actinopteri, Toxotidae. The record is from RefSeq and is a predicted model, not a curated record.
CUUUCACAGACAGAGUUUCAGGACUUUACCUGCAACAUACCACAGACAGAUACACGUACACGUCGGAAUUUUUUAUUAUUUUAGUCACUACCUUCAGUAUGAGACAACAAUUUUAGCAAAUCGUGAAUUUUAAAUGAAACGAAGAUAUUUGGACUAAGCGUUCGUGACGCAAGUGGAUGCAAUUACAGGUUGAUUAACCUGUUGGGGGACAUUUGAUAUGGAGGAGUCCAGUGACUUGUAUAAUGUGUAUGAAACAAAUACCCCCCCUCCCUGGACAGACCACCAAGAUCAGUGUCUGGAGGAUCUGGAGUGUCUCAGAAGGAAGAUCAAAUAUUACUUUAUGAAUCCUUGUGAGAAGUAUCAUGCUCGUGGACGAAAACCAUGGAAACUCUUACUGCAGAUCAUUAAAAUUGCCAUUAUUACCAUCCAGCUGGUGUCAUUUGGGCUCAGUAACCAGAUGGUUGUCACAUUCAAGGAGGAAAAUCUGAUGACAUUCAAGCACCUUUUCCUGAAAAAUUAUGUUGACGGAGGCAUGGAUACGUAUGCUGUUUACACACAGGAGGAUGUGUAUGAUCAUAUCGAUUACAUCAUUGAACAGUAUGGACAUCUGCACAACAUCACAGUGGGCAAUCAUGAAUAUGAUAAAAAUGGUGCUGUCUACACUCCGCUAUCACUGUGCCAGGAUUUUUACAGAAACGGCACUAUCUACCCUGGAGAUGAGACCUUUGAAAUUGAUGCCCAAGUUCAAACUGAGUGCCUUAAAGUUUAUCCGAUGUAUCACCCGUCAUUGUCGGAAGCACUUCCACAUUUUCAGUUGCAUUUCAAAAGGAUGCUCUCCAUCAAGAUUACAUUUGUUCUCAAGGCCAUAAACUUACAGACAGUGAGACAUCGAGAGCUGCCAGACUGCUACGACUUCACUGUGAUCAUCACAUUCAACAACCAAGCACACAGCGGCAGGAUAAAGAUCGACCUGGAAAAUGAUGUCGACAUCAAUGAAUGCAGAGAUUGGAAAGUAACAGGAGCAUCUGCUAGAAACGAACACCUGCCUAUGUUACUUGACUGCCUCAUCAUUAUAACUUGCAUCACCUCCUUCACGCUCUGUACACGCUCAGUGAUCAAUGGGAUUCAGCUGCAGUUUGAGUACACACUCUACUGCAGUAACCACUGUGAUAAAAAAGUCCCACUGUCAGACAAGUUGGAGUUUGUGAAUGGCUGGUAUAUCCUGAUCAUUUUCAGUGACACAUUAACCAUCAUUGGCUCCAUUCUCAAGAUAGAGAUCCAAAGUAAGGUCCUCACAAGCUAUGAUGUUUGCAGCAUCUUCCUCGGCACAGGCACCAUGUUCGUGUGGAUUGGGGUCAUCCGCUACAUGGGCUACUUUGCAAAGUAUAAUAUCCUCAUCCUGACACUCAGGGCAGCUUUCCCAAAUGUCAUCCGUUUCAUCUGCUGCGCUGGAAUCAUCUACCUGAGUUACUGUUUUUGUGGCUGGAUCGUCCUUGGCCCGUAUCAUGAAAAGUUCCGGACGUUAAACACAGUGUCAGAGUGUCUGUUUUCUCUGAUCAACGGAGACGACAUGUUUCCCACCUUUAAGAACAUGAAGCAGAAGAACAGCCUGGUGUGGAUUUUCAGCAGGGUCUACCUCUAUACCUUUGUCUCGCUCUUCAUCUACAUGAUCCUCAGCCUUUUCAUUACAAUCAUCACUGACACCUAUGACACCAUAAAGCAACAGCAGCAGUGUGGAACUCCAACAUCAGAGCUGCAGAAAUUCUUGUCAGUGUGUCAAGAUCUCCCAGAGUCUGGGGUGUACAAACUCGACAAGAACAAGAGCUGCUUCUUGAAUUGUUGCAUCAACAGGUUCAAGAAGCAUCAAGAGAGGCUGACCUCAGAGGCCUAGCAGGCCUUUAAGGUACAGAUAUUGAAAGACUUUAUUGUAUAAACUAGAACCUAAAAAUUAAUGUGCACUUUACGCUGUUAUAUUUAGUGGAAGUCUUUUCAGUGCUGAAAAGACCGGGGUGAAAAGAUCCCAAGUGACACAAAGGUUAGAGAUAAAGCAAUUGAGUCACUUAAGUCUAAUCUCUAUGAUGCACUAAUGCGGAGAACACUUUAUAAAUACACUUAUUUAUAUUGAUAUGUACCUGGGGAAAAAAAAGAUUGACAUUGAAAUCUGAAAUGCUUUUGUUUUUCCAAACCAUGUCACUUGGAAGGAUCCCAAUGUUGUAUUCUGAAGAUAAUCAAUCAUGGUUAAAUAAAUAAGUUGUAAUGUAAAUUCAUGAGAUUUUAUUUCUCCAUUGUCAGGAGAAAGUAUAAAUAUAAAAGCUACAAUAACUUUUUUCCCCUCUCACUAUUAAAUCACCUGUAAAAUCUUGUUACAAAGAAAAAUCCCAUUUCACUUCAUGACAAUAAUGCUCCACCCAUACACCUUUUAACAAUGGAAAAUUGACAGUAUUUAUUAAAAGCAAUAUCUGGAAGCAGAUUCUAUAAAUGGCUCCACUAGACAUUACUGUAGCAAUGAUGUGAACCUUUAUUUCCCCAGAGAAGAUACGUCAUUUGAUCCUCUUUGAUGAGUUAUUGCUAGAGAGGUCUGAGGUCAAUUCAAACCAGGAUGUACCACUGCUAAAGCAGAAUGGGCUAUGCGAUGUUCCACUUUGCUUAACUGAAGAACCUCCGAGAUAAGUCCAUAGUAUCUCUUGUCCAUCAUUGUAAAACAGAAAUCCCUUCAGUGUUGCUUAUGUCCUUGGAUUACAGCACUCUUUGUCCAAGCAAAUAAUCAUCCACAACCCACAGUUUGUAUGAGUGACUUGAUGCAAGUCUCCAGAGCAGACAGACAUCAUUGGUACUGAGGUCUCUGAUCAAAGCAGUCAGCACCACAAAAAAAGGCAACAACUACCAAGAGACCCUGUGAGUUAUCUAAAAACAAGUCCAUUAUUCUUGAAAACCUAAAUUCCCCAUGAUUUCACAGUCACCAGUUCUGUGUUAAGUUAGACCUUAAUUCCCUAUAACAUCCCUUGUAUUCUUGGUAGUUUCACAGGAAUGUUGUCAGAACAAUCCCAAAAGGCAGGAAUCAACGGUCAUGGAGCUUACAAAAAAAACGAAUUUUUAAGAAGUUAAAAAAAAGCUUGGUUACUUCAUCUGGCAUCCUGAGAUAACAUGAGAAAUACCUCUGUGGAGUCAGUCUGGUUUGGAUUGGGUAACACCAUGGGGCGGCAGGACUCGCUGCUCCUCCAUCCUGUUGGACUGGGACCGAAGGAUGAGACUGAAAAAAUCUUCAUCUGGAACAGUUGGUCCCUUAGUCGUAGAGGGUGGAGCAGCACACCUCUGGUCAUUAAGCCUGGAGCCCUAAAACAUUGUAGAGGUAGACAGCACAGUUACAUUAGCUGAUACCGUUGAGGAUACUGUUGAGGCUAGUACAAGUAGCUACGUGUGGAUCGCUGUGGGGCUGAAAUCAUAAGUUGACCGAUGGAAAAAUAACUGGCAACUAUUUUAAUAAUGGAUUAAUUGUAACUUAUCAGGCACUUGGGGUGUUAAACCGCAAUUAGCAUUUUUCACUGUUCUGGCAUUUUAUAGAUUAAAUGAAAAUGAAAAUAAUCAUCAAUUGCCGGCUUAGAUUACAGACAAUUUAAGAAAAGUUAUUUCUUGAAAGACAGAAAAAAAUCAAGCGCACAAUGUGAGGUCUGUUGCUUGAAUAUUUUGUAUUUGAGACAUUUAGAUUGAAAUGAUUAUGCUUUUUUUGGUUGUAAUACAACUGAUUUUAUUCUGUUAAAAGAAUAAAACCUCCAUGGGUCAAGCUAAACUAUGAAAAAUUUGUAGUGAAAUUUAUACAAAUAUGGAGCACUGAGCUUCUGCAGCACCUGGCUCUAUAAACUGCAGCCACUUGAUCUCAUGAGAUUAUCACUGCCCGUGUCGAUGUGACACCACAGCAAGUCAUGUAUUAUAUUGAGCCAGACGGCAAUCACCGAUAACUGAUUCUGUGCAGGCCUUGUUUAUCUGGAACCGGCCGAUUGCUUUGUCAUCAUAUACCAGGAACACACUGUUACAGGUAGUGUAUUUUGACAGUGAUUUCCCUGAAACCACUUAGGACUGAGUCAAAACACACAUGCACAAAAAAGUGCUUGGGGUUCAAAAAUAAAAUAGUGCACCAAGAUAGUUGUGGCUGGUGCCUUUGAAAUUCUGCCAACUGAAUCCUCUAAGAGCCGGAUUGUUCCCCUUCAACGUCUUAACAGAGAAGGAUUCACAGUAGGUGGACUCAUUGCCAAAGAAAUGGUUGAAAAGAAAGACGGUAGGACAAAAUUGUACAGGUCCGUAUUUAUCAAGUAAUUUUUGUAAUACUUCCCGAGAAAUUUCAGUGUUAAAAAUUGGAGCACUUCCAAUUCCAAUGAAUUUCUAGUGUAACCUCAGGAGUCUUUUAGCCAGUGCACAGUAGGUCAUUAUCUGUAUGGAACGAUGUAAAACCUGUCCACAGGGAAGCAAAUAAUUCAACAUGAAUGAAGAAUGGAGUUUCUAAUAAUAAAUUAACAGUCGAUGAAUAAAUAUGUAGCUUUUAAUGGAUCCUCUCUUCAAAUGAAAUUCCCCUAAGUAGCAAGAAACUAUGCUGUUUUUCAUUACAGACCAACAAGCAUUACAAAAAAAAAGAGGUCUAUAUUAAUCAAGUAAUAUACUAGAUUUCUUUUUCUUACCUGGCACUUAACUAGCAUGUCGAAGAAGACAUCAUCCCCCUCAGGCUGCUCAGCGCUUGCCUCUAUGCGACUGUACAGGGAGGGUGUGUGAGUUGUACUGGAGAUGGGGGCUGGGAGGAAAUAAAAAAAACAAACAAGCAUCAGUUGCAAUGUGAAGCAGUGAUACUGAGGGAGAUGACAAAACUAGUGAAUACCUCAUAUUAUUUCAUCACCUUGUGUGGGGACUUGAUCUGUGCUGGAGGUGGAGGGUGUACGAGGCGGGCUGGAGGUGUUGAGAUGUAAGCCAGGAAAAUGGCUCAGGCUGACUCGUUGGUCGUCCAGACGACGGGCCUGGGAGCUGGCCAGCAGCUCCAGGAAAUGACCAGGAUCCUGCAAUGGUGUUUCGCACUCCGAAAUAGCUAGAAACAAAGACAAUUAUUAUCUGUGGGUGAUUUGUAAAAAAUAUAAAUAAAAAAUUGAAAAUGUGCUGGGAACAGGGAGUUGUGUCUUUUACUCCUCUACCCAGCACUUCAUUCUGACCUUGUAGAAGUUAAAUACAGGAAAAAGAGAUGAGAUGUUACUGCUUUGCAGUUUUUCUGUGAAACUUAAAGAAACCCUCUGCCUAAAAUCUGCCUUUUGAGUGUCAAAAUCAGACCUGAGAGCUGGCUAAAAAAAAAAAAAUAAAAAAUAAAUAAAUAAAUAGAAACAAAAGCUGUGAUAAGGUUGGAUUCAAGGCCAUUACAGAGGAGCAGAA